AAGAAACGUUGUAGGACCUUUCCCACGAGCUGUGCGAAAGGGCGAGAGAUGGAUGUUGAGACCGGGACUGAGUCUGAGUUGGUGUUGAUUGGUGGUUGCUACGAGCAGAUUAUCUUCGGUUAUCGGAUAAAAAAGCCUGGACAGAACUGGAAUCCAGAACCUGACUUUACUCAUCAUGCUCAUACAGCCUCUUUAACCACUGUGGCUAUAAAUGAUUGCUACGUGGCAACAGGCAGUAAAGAUGAAACUAUUCAGCUAUACAACAUGAAAAAGAAAAUUGAUCAAGGAUCGUUAUUGUACCAUGAUGGUACAAUAACCUGCCUUGAAUUCUAUGGAAAUACGCACUUGCUCAGUGGAGCAGAAGAUGGACUCAUCUGUGUGUGGGACAUUAAAAGAUGGGACUGCCUGCAGACUAUUCGAGCUCAUAAGGGCCAUGUAUCAUCACUCUCAGUGCAUCCAUCUGGAAAGCUUGCCUUAUCAGUAGGAACAGACAAAACUUUAAGAACGUGGAAUCUGAUUGAUGGAAAAUCUGCAUUCAUCAAAAAUAUAAAUCGGAAUGCUCACAUUGUUCAGUGGUCCCCAGCUGGAGACAAUUAUAUCGUUGUUUCAAAUAAUGAGCUGGAUGUAUAUAAUCUGAUGACUGCCUCCAUCCAUGGAACUAUUGUAUCUAAGACGAGGAUCUCAUCGGUGAAAUUUAUAACGGAGUCUAUCGUUGCUAUAGCUGGGGAUGAAGAAUAUGUCAGAUUAUACAAUACAAACACAAAAACAUGUCUUUCUGAGUUCAAGGCUCAUGACACCAGGGUGAAAGUGAUGCACUUUUUCUCAAUUGCACAGAGUCAUGUUCUUGCCACAGCAUCCAGCGAUGGUUACAUUAAGCUAUGGCAAAUAGACAUUAAAAAGAUUCAGAGUUGUCCUGUGUUGCUGAGUAAAGUAAAUACUUCUGCCCGCCUGACCUGUCUAGCUGUGUGGCUGUCAAUUCCUCAAAGCAUUACACAAAGGAUUGAAGAGCAAGUAACACAGUGUGAAGGAGACAAAUCCAGCAUUAAACUUUCUAAACAGAAGAAGGUUAAAUUCAAAGAAGCUACUUUGGAUGGUGGGAAACACCCACAAAAGAGAAAGAGAGAAAUUCUGUACAAGAGGGAAAAGGCUGUUGAAACAAAAAAAAAAGAGAAAGAAAAGGCUUCAAAUGAACACUUCUCAGUAGUGUAAUUGUAUAUAAUCAGGUGUUGUAUGUGGAUGAUCACAUGACAUUUCAUGCUUUUGUAUUUGUAAAGUGAGAUUGUGGAUGUCAGUGAAAUGUUGACAUUAUCUGAAUAGACUGCUUUCUCAGGGUGCAUCUCAUAGCACAAAUCCAGGAUUUUAAUAUAUUAUCUGUCUAGAUUCCUAGAAACUUACAGUCAAUUUGAAAUGCAAAAUGAAAUUGCCAAAUUUGUAGCUUUAACACUUAUCGUGAUAGUGAAGUGUAAAGUUGUAAAAUCUGAUAGUUCUGCAAUCCAUUUUUCUAUGAAGACCAAAGCAUCUAUGAUAACAUGUUUAGAUGUGGAAGAAUUAUUGUCUUUUAUGUUUCAGUUGUCACCUUUUUGCUAAGAGAGUUGCUGUGUACUGGAAAGAAAAGCAAUCAGAAGUGGUUUUCCGCAUUAAAUCAAUCAACUAUGGUUUUGUGAAUUACAUUGUGUUAACUUUCACUGUGCCAAGUUACAAAUGAAAAAUAGUUACUUGCAAGUAAGGAGGUGCAGUAGAGAGGAGAAAAUUAACAAGAAAUUCAAAUUAUACUUGACAACGGCUCUUAUUUGCAGUGUGACAGAUUUUAUUCAUUUUGAUUUUAUCAAGUUAGUUUUAUUCAGUGAUUUAUUCAAAUUUUAAAUUGAAUGGGAUAGAAAAAGAAUACAAGGUAGUUGCUUUUUGACUUUAUUACUAUGCACAAAAUGGUAACUGAAAAUGAAAGAAUGCAAAGCAGCAUAUUUUCGGACAGUGGGAGGAAACCCACACAGACACAGUGAGAAUGUGCAAAUUCUACACAGACAGUUGUCCAGGGCUGGAAUCGAACCCAGUUCCCUGGUACUGUGAGGCAGCAGUGCUAACCACUGAGCCACCGUAUCACCUUACUUCCACCAACAUACUACUAGCGAAAGAAACACUCGUAACAGGAAGUGGAAGAACUGGAAACACUGACACCCAACAACACCAACAGCAAGGCCAAUAUGCUUACAGUACUAGACUUCACUUUGUCUUACACAGUCAAGUAUUUAAACAACCCAUGGAAUAACCCAUAUCAGGAUUCGUAGCAGAAGCAGUCAUGCAAAGACUAGAACUCACAGCCCUCCCCCUGAUCCAACCAAAGCUAUGAAUCAGAUUUGUGGACAACACAUUUGUCAUCAUUAAAUGCAUAAACUUGAAGGAAACACACUAUCUCAUCAACAACAUAUUCACCAGUACCAACUUCAUGAGAGAAGAGGAGGACACCAAUCAACUCCCAUUCCUAACAUCAUAGGAGAAUAUGGGACCAACGGUGAAUUCCUAACUAAACUAUAUACGCAGGUGACCCACAAAGACCAAAUCCUUAACUACAACAGCAAUCACCCCAACGUCCACAAACACAGCUGUGUCAGAACAUUAUUUAAAUGAGCUAUAACACUGCAACACACCAGAACUACACAAAAUUGAGGAAGAACGCCCUACACAAGAUAAAAAGUGGAUACCCCAAUGGAUUCGUCUGCCAAUGCCUAUUGGACAGACAAUGCCAAGAGAUCACUGUAUGCCCUGAUUCACUGGUCACCCUAUCUAUAUCAAGAAUGUAUCAGAAAUGACAACCGGACCCCUACAACCACUGUGAAUUAUAGUAGCACACCAACCCCACAGCUACACUAUAUCAACAACUCACAAGGAUAAUGACCCAUACCCACAACAUGCAGGACUAACAUAAUAUACAAAAUCCCUUGCCGUAAACACUGCAUCAGACAGACCGGCAGGAAACUAACAAUCCGGAAACAUGAAUACCAGCUAGCAACAAAACUGCACGACCAACUCUCCCUCAUCUCAAUAAAUGGAGACAAGGAGAGCCAUCAAUUAGACAGGGACAACAUAACCAUCAUAGGACAAGCUAAAGAGAUGCAUGCAAGGGAAUUCCAAGAGACUGAUUUUCAACCUGAAUGCCAUCAACAAGCAUGUGGAAACAGACCCCAGAGCAAAGCUGGAAAUGACAAAGCCACCUUAAUAGACCAGAUCAUAUCAAUAUCAAGCAGAGUAGAACAACAACACUUCACAGAAGUCUCACUGAUUAUGUUUCCGAGCAUGGGGACGAAAUGUCUUCAUGACAACUCACCUGCUUGACUAGCAAACCAACAACCGCAUCCACAACCCGAGCUACAAAUCUUUGUUAAAACCUUAAAAGUUAAGUGCUCUUGCCUUAAACAAAAAUGUGUUUACUGUGCCUCAUUGCAGUUGUAAUGUUAAAUUUCACAUUUUUAUUUAAAAUUCAGUCCAAUAAAGAUAAUCUUUUCUUACUGUUA
Hemiscyllium ocellatum (epaulette shark) is the source of this 3509-nucleotide messenger RNA. It is a transcript of the gene pak1ip1, whose product is annotated as PAK1 interacting protein 1. Bases 49 to 1209 code for a protein of 386 amino acids. The record is from RefSeq and is a predicted model, not a curated record. Lineage: Eukaryota; Metazoa; Chordata; Chondrichthyes; Orectolobiformes; Hemiscylliidae. The transcript is spliced from 10 exons. Gene Ontology annotation, molecular function: protein binding.